UGUGUGCGCCAUCGAAAUCCUGCCGACUAGAAACCUGCUCACGAAUUGAACCUUUGAUUUCCUUUUCUUGGUUUCUCUCAGCUCGCUUUAGCAGUUUUGUAGGUAAAAUGUCUGAGACCUUGUUGCACUGGUGUGUGGACCAAUUACACCUGAAAUUUGGCUUGGAGGCAAGUGAAGACAUUGUCCAGUACAUUCUCUCCAUCGAAAAACCUGAGGAGAUUGAAGAGUAUGUGGGUGACCUUCUGCAGGGCAGUGAUGGAGAAAAAGGUCAGUUUAUAGAUGAGCUCCUAAGCAGAUGGAAGAGAAGUCGAAGACAGAGUGCGGAUACAGCUGGUCUUUUCCUUCUUAAAGAACCUGCUUCACCAACUGAAAUGCAAGACACCAUCAAAGAUACCCAGAAGAAGUCCAAACGUAAAGGGCGAAACAAGCAGGAAGUGAUGACUUUGAGCCGAACAGAGCCAGAACCUGAGCCAGUCAAAACCCCCAUGGAUUUGAUGAGGGCCCAGGAAAACAGUAGCUUUUCAUCAACUAAGAAGAAAACCAAGUUUGUCAGUCUGUACGCUAAGGAGGGUCAGGACAAGCUGGCCGUUUUACUCCCAGGUCGGAACGCCUGUGAGUGCCUCGGCCAAAAGCACGCACUCAUCAACAACUGCAUCAGCUGUGGGCGUAUUGUGUGUGAGCAGGAAGGCUCUGGUCCCUGCCUCUUCUGUGGGAGCUUGGUUUGCACUAAAGAGGAGCAGGAGAUUCUACAGCGAGACUCCAACAAAAGUCAGAAACUCAGAAAGAAGCUUAUGGGAGAUGUUGGAGAAAGAGAGCUUCUUCCACAUCAGGAAGCCAAGAUGAAAGCUGGGUUGGAGAAAGCAGUUCAGCACAAAGACAAACUGCUUGAAUAUGACAGGAACAGCGUCAGGAGGACGCAGGUUCUGGAUGAUGAGUCUGAUUACUUUGCUGCUGAAUCCAAUCAGUGGCUGUCCCCCAAUGAGAGAGAGAAGCUGAGGAAAAUGGAAGAAGAUAUGCGUGAACUUCGCCACGCCUCUCGCAAGGACCAGAAGAUCACUCUGGAUUUCGCUGGUAGACAAGUGAUUGAUGAGGGAAACAAUCUGAAUGAGUAUUACAACAAGUUGGAUGAGACUCUCAAGGCUAUGAGCAGUGGGUCAACAUCACAGUCUCCAGGAUAUUCUGAAAGUAAAGGUGGAAAACAGAACCUCAGAGAGCUGGUCAACCCAAACAUUAUGCAGUCUGCACCACAAUGGGUGGACAUUGGAGGCAGGGAACAACAAAAGCAACCCAUUGAGCAGAGGAAAAGUUUGACGAAGCAGAAAGGAGGAGAAGAGCGCUACAAGUUGCGGCUCCAAGACAAAGAGCUGCAGGAGAUAUCUGAUGGAGGCUGGUGUCUCAGUAUGCAUCAGCCGUGGGCAUCACUGCUGGUCAAAGGCAUCAAGAGGGUAGAAGGACGGACCUGGUACACGUCACACAGAGGUCGUCUUUGGAUAGCUGCAGCAGCCAAAAAGCCCACACCUCAGGAGAUUGCUGAGGUGGAACAAAUGUACCGCCACAUCUACAAGAAAGAGCCAAAGUUUCCCAUAGACUAUCCCACUGGAUGCCUUCUGGGUUGUGUAAACGUGACCGAGUGCCUGUCUCAGGACCAGUUUACACAACAGAGGGCCACCGCAGGAGGUGAAGUCAUAAGCAUGGCUGGGAAAGUGGAACUGGCAGAAGUGAGGAACUCUGUGUGAAUCUUACUGCAAAGACACAUGACUUCACAACACCUGUCAGCACGAGUGCUGACUAAAUAGUCUAAUGUGUGGAUUGCUCUUUAACAACACUGUUUCUCCUGGGCUAAGUUGUUAUGCACAUCAAGCACAAGGGUUUAAAUUAAACCUAAUUUUCGUCGGCUUUUUUCUUGAAGGGAGCAGUGGCAACUUAACCAUAUUUUGAAAGCAGACAACAAUAAUUCAUGAGCUGCUGACAUGUGAAUUUGUUCUUGAACUAAAUAUACUAUUGUACAAGUAUAACAGAGGUGGUUAAUAUAUUUAAAUGUUAGAAUUCUAGAUGCUUAAUUGUAAGUGUCACACUAUGAAUUGUAGAAAAUAAAGGACUUUGACUUUA
Messenger RNA from Girardinichthys multiradiatus, 2109 nucleotides. It is a transcript of the gene trip4, whose product is annotated as thyroid hormone receptor interactor 4. The record is from RefSeq and is a predicted model, not a curated record. Bases 108 to 1736 code for a protein of 542 amino acids. Gene Ontology annotation, biological process: positive regulation of DNA-templated transcription. NCBI's taxonomy places the organism in Eukaryota, Metazoa, Chordata, Actinopteri, Cyprinodontiformes, Goodeidae. The transcript has 12 exons. Gene Ontology annotation, cellular component: nucleus. Gene Ontology annotation, molecular function: transcription coactivator activity; zinc ion binding.